AUGUGUCAUGUCACAAGGCCCACGAAAAGAACCACAAGGAUCUGCCAGGAUCUGGGCCCAACCACGGGCAUGCUAACGCCCGGGCACAACAAGGCCGCCCUGUAUUUCUGGGCUCUCCGCGGCAUCUGCUACCGGACGUCGGGACCCCACCGGAGCCAUGGACCGUGUAGCGUAAGAACAUGUAUCUUCGACGAAAAGGAAUUUGGAAUGUGUUUCGGCAAAGGGCUG
Messenger RNA from Neurospora tetrasperma FGSC 2508, 228 nucleotides. RefSeq lists its product as uncharacterized. The transcript is spliced from 3 exons. The annotation marks the transcript as partial. The record is from RefSeq and is a predicted model, not a curated record. Lineage: Eukaryota; Fungi; Ascomycota; Sordariomycetes; Sordariales; Sordariaceae.